This is a messenger RNA of Trichosurus vulpecula (common brushtail), 918 nucleotides long. RefSeq names its product olfactory receptor 1G1-like. Gene Ontology annotation, cellular component: membrane. The transcript has a single exon. Gene Ontology annotation, biological process: G protein-coupled receptor signaling pathway. The coding region runs from base 1 to 918 and encodes 305 amino acids. The record is from RefSeq and is a predicted model, not a curated record. NCBI's taxonomy places the organism in Eukaryota, Metazoa, Chordata, Mammalia, Diprotodontia, Phalangeridae. Gene Ontology annotation, molecular function: olfactory receptor activity; G protein-coupled receptor activity.
AUGGGUUGGAAAAACCAGACCACUAUCUCUGAGUUCCUCCUCCUGGGACUGUUUGAGGGGUCGAAGAAUCAACAACUCUUCUUCUGGCUGUUUCUAUUCAUGUAUCUGGUUACUGUGAUUGGAAACCUACUCAUCAUCGUGGCUGUUGCUUCCAACACUCACCUCCAUACCCCUAUGUACUUCUUUCUAGCCAACUUAUCUUUUGCUGAUAUCAACUUCAUCUCUACCACAGUCCCCAAGAUGUUGGUGAAUAUUCAUACUCAGAAUAACUCCAUCUCUUAUUCUGACUGCCUGACACAGUUAUAUUUUUUUAUCAUGUUUGGGACUGUAGAUGAGUUUCUACUGGCCACAAUGGCAUAUGACCGCUACAUGGCCAUCUGUCACCCACUCCAUUAUGCAACAGUGAUGAGUCCCCAACUUUGUUUCCUGUUGAUUUCAAUUACAUGGGUUAUUAACGUUCUUCAUUCUCUCUUACAUACACUGUUGAUGAAUCAACUAGUCUUCUGUGCCAAAAAUGAAAUUCCCCACUUCUUCUGUGACCUUAACCCCCUGCUGAAGCUAUCCUGUUCAGAUGUCUUCAUAAAUGAGCUAAUGAUUCUCACCAUUGGUGUUCUUGCUGGCCUGACUCCAUUUUUCUGCAUCAUUAUCUCUUAUGUGUAUAUACUCUUUGCCAUACUAAGGAUCCCAUCUGCUGAAGGGAAGCAGAAAGCAUUUUCCACCUGCAGUUCCCACCUUUCUGUAGUAUCUCUCUUCUUUGGGACUGUCUUUGGAGUCUAUUUUAGCCCUUCAUCCAACCACUCAGCCCACAGUGACAUAAUUGCAUCUGUGAUGUACACAGUGGUGACCCCAAUGCUGAACCCCUUUAUCUACACCCUGAGGAACAGGGAUAUGAAAGAAGCCUUGAGGAGGCUCUUUUAA